This is a messenger RNA of Conger conger (European conger), 1816 nucleotides long. RefSeq names its product neuronal pentraxin 2a (gene nptx2a). The coding region runs from base 500 to 1816 and encodes 438 amino acids. The transcript has 5 exons. The record is from RefSeq and is a predicted model, not a curated record. NCBI's taxonomy places the organism in Eukaryota, Metazoa, Chordata, Actinopteri, Anguilliformes, Congridae.
AGCACGUCUUCAACGUUACUGGAUUUUUAUUAUCUUCAUCGCUGUUUAUUUUUCUUACGACUACAAUAUUUUUUAUUUUCACUUAAAGAACGGUUUCAGUGUGGGCAGAGCAACGCAGUAGUCAUAUUAAACAUAGUUUUAAAUUAUAAAUGUGUAGUUAUCUGUGUACUGUGCAUAUUUUGGAUUUGUGGCGCUUACGUAUGCAACCGUUCUUGCACUUCUAAAUAUCAUAUACCCUUGUAUAUUGAUGCUUCUAAAGAGUAAAUUGUUUUAAAAUGUGCUUUUGACAGCUCCGCAAUCCUGGACUACAACCAUUUUUCGCGAUCUGAUUAAAGACGAAAUCCAAGUAAAAAAUCUAUUCGAGAUAUAAACGAUAUAUUACAUUUGACAGCGGUGUUUACAGAUAUCACUGGAACUCGCAAGCUUAUGCGAGAGAAGUUAAGUUGUUACAACAACCUGUAAAAGGUAGCUUACUGUAAUCGUUAUUAUAUUUGUCGGCAUGCUCGUCUCCGUCGUUGGACUGCUGUACUUUUACGCACUGGGUUGUGGGAGAAUUGUGCGAGGUCAUGACGCCAAGGGUACCCGCUUCGUUUGCAGCGCGAUCCCUAAAAACGUGGAUCCGGGCUGCUCGCUUCCCCCGAAUCCCAUGCAGAGCACGAGCGCGCAGGAGGACGAGCUGAGGGGCACGGUCAUGCAGCUGCGCGAGACCGUUCUGCAGCAACGGGAGACCAUCGUCAACCAACAGGGCACAAUCAAGGAACUGACCUCAAAACUUUCGCGCUGCGAGACCGCCGCCCUGGACACACUGCAUGACGGAAAAUAUCCAGGGUCAUGGAGACAAGACGGCAAAAACACCAUGGGAGACCUCCCCCGGGACCCGACUGAGACUAUCGACCACCUCGGGAAGACCAUGCAAAGUCUUAAGGACCGGCUCGGGAAUUUGGAGCAGCAGAUACGGGUGAACGGGUCUGCAGCGGGGCAGUCCAGCGAGAUGCGGGAGGUGCUGAAGAGCCGGCUGAGUGAGCUGGAGAAGCAGCUCCUGGGCAAAGUGGCCGAGCUGGAGGAGGAGAAGUCCCAGCUGUACAACGAGACCACGGCCCACCGCCAGCGCACCGAGACCACCCUCAACCAGUUGCUGGAGAGGAUCACAGAGCUGGAGAAAGGAAGCAGCAAGUUUAAAUCCCCGGAGGAGUUCAAGCUGUCCCUGCCGCUGCGCACUAACUACCUGUACGGGCGCAUCAAGAAGAGCCUGCCCGAGAUGUACGCCUUCACCAUCUGCAUGUGGCUGAAGUCCAGUGCCAGCCCCGGCAUCGGCACCCCCUUCUCCUACGCCGUGCCCGGCCAGGCCAACGAGAUCGUGCUCAUCGAGUGGGGCACCAACCCCAUGGAGCUGCUGGUCAACGACAAGGUGGCACAGCUGCCCCUGUCAGUGAGCGACGGGCACUGGCACCACGUCUGCAUCACCUGGACGACCAGGGACGGGUACUGGGAGGCCUACCAGGACGGCGAGAAGCUGGGAUCCGGCGAGAACCUGGCCCCCUGGCACCCAAUUAAACCAGGAGGAGCCAUCAUCCUGGGCCAGGAGCAGGACAUCGUAGGGGGUCGCUUCGAUGCCACGCAGGCGUUCGUGGGGGAGCUGAGCCAGUUCAACGUGUGGGACCGCGUCCUGCGGCCGGCCGACAUCGAGGGCCUGGCCAACUGCUCGUCCUACAUGCCGGGGAACGUGGUGCCCUGGGUGGACAGCAACGUGGAGGUGUUCGGCGGCGCCACCAAGUGGGCGCUGGAGAUGUGCGAGGACAGGCUGUACGACUCGUAA